Molecule: messenger RNA, 1378 nt
Organism: Arachis duranensis
Lineage: Eukaryota; Viridiplantae; Streptophyta; Magnoliopsida; Fabales; Fabaceae
Exons: 3
Coding region: 392-931 (179 amino acids)
Source: RefSeq, a predicted model, not a curated record
GGAUGUAAAUCUUGUGACCCACUUUAGGAAUUAACUUUUUAGUUUCUUUUUUAAAUUGGGUAUCGAAAUUUUGUUUGUUGAGGCUUCAAGUUCUUUCACUGUGCUGUGCUGGAUCUAAGGCUAUAAAUGAUCCAAAAGGUUAGUUAAUAUGAUCUUGAUAUCUUGAGCAGAAACUGUUGUAAUUAUCAUUAUUGAUAUUGUUGUUGUUGUUAUUAUUAUUAUCAUCAUCAAUGCUUUUUAUAGGAAAACUCUAGUUACUAAUGCUUUUUAUAUGAAAACUCUAUUCCCCCUUAUGAAAAGUGCCCGUCUUUUUGAGAUUUUGGGUUGUUUGGUUAUGGAAAUUAUAUCUGGGGUCAUUUGAAAGAUUAAAUUUGUUAAACUGUUAGUUGGGAUGUUUUUAAGCUGUUCUUUUUCCUUGGGGUCUGUAGGGCAUGAGAGUCAUGGAGUUCAUCUCUGUCACAAAUGUGGAUGGCCUUUCCCGAAUCCACAUCCAAGUGCCAAGCACAGGCGUGCUCACAAGAAGAUCUGUGGAACCAUUGAAGGUUACAAGCUAUGUUCCUCCGAGGAACAAUCUCGCUCAAACGGCUCAGAUGAUGGACAUGGUUCUGAUGAUGAUAAAAAAUCCCCAGGUCCAGAGGUCUUGAAUAUAGGCAACAAGGAGAAGGAUGAUAGUGGAAUUGGAGAUAAAAUAAAUAGAUCAGAAGAUGAGGUGUUUUCAGAUGCAGUUGCAGACUUUUCAGAUAGUCAAGGAGUUAAGGAAUCUCUGCAGGAAGGUAGUUUGGACUCAAGUACCAGUGUGGAAUGGGACGGCAAAGAUGAUCCAAAAUUUUCAGGGUCUUCCAAGGACAGUGAUUUUAAUGAUUCCAAAGUGAUCUCACAAUUCAAAAGUUCAAUUUUCAUGUGCUCUAGGCAUAUGGAGGCUGUGGUGUGAAGAGAGGCCAUUGGAGCUUAUAGAUGAAUCAUUAACUGACUCAGUUGCUGCAGCAGAAUCUGAAGUGCUAAGAUGCAUUCACAUAGGGCUUUUAUGUGUACAAGAGAGACCAGAGAAUAGGCCAGACAUGUCAGCCAUAGUUCUAACGCUGAAUGGUGAGAAACCAUUACCAAGGCCAAGGGACCUGCUUUUUAUCCACAUCAGUUUGGCUUUUCAUCAGGGAAUUGUGCAGUAAAAUCAGCUAAUGAAAUUUCUGACAUUGUUAGAUGCUAGAUAGUUUAUUUUAGAGUUUAACAUACUUUAAGGCAAAAGAAAAACGUUCACUCUAAAUGUAUAUAUCAUUACAACAUGUUCUUACUUAUUAUACCUCAUUGAGUGCACUUUCUUGUCUAUUAUAUAGUUUCAUUUCUAUUUAGAUUCAGGAUCCACCAAAGGGAUAUUUUUCUU